AUUAGAGGAAGGAGAAGCUGCACCUUAGCUAGCUGUUGUUGAUAUUUAGCGGGGGAAAGAAUGGCCUCUGAAGUGAAACAGGAGCUCUCACAACUGAUGAAUUCAAGUGGAUCUCAUAAAGACUUAGCGGCCAAAUAUCGUCAGAUUUUGGAAAAAGCUAUUCAGUUAACAGGUGCUGACCAGCUGGAGUCCCUGAAGGCAUUUGUUGAAGCAAUGGUCAAUGAAAAUGUCAGUCUUGUAAUCUCAAGGCAAUUACUAACUGACUUCUGCACUCAUCUGCCUAACCUGCCAGAUGCCACCGCAAAAGCAGUUUAUCAUUUUACAUUGGAAAGAAUUCAGCCAAGGGUCAUCUCCUUUGAGGAACAAGUGGCCUCAAUCAGACAACACUUAGCAACCAUUUAUGAAAAGGAAGGAGACUGGAGAAAUGCUGCCCAGGUAUUAGUUGGAAUUCCUUUGGAAACGGGACAAAAACAGUAUAACGUUGACUACAAGUUGGAUACAUACUUGAAAAUCGCCAGACUUUACUUGGAAGAUGACGAUCCAGUACAGGCUGAAGCCUACAUAAACAGAGCUUCAUUAUUACAAAAUGAGUCUUCAAAUGAGCAAUUGCAGAUCCAUUACAAGGUGUGCUAUGCCAGAGUAUUAGACUUCAGGAGGAAGUUUAUUGAAGCUGCACAAAGAUACAAUGAGCUGUCUUACAAGUCAAUUGUCCAUGAAAGUGAACGAUUGGAAGCACUGAAACAUGCUCUCAACUGUACUAUACUGGCUUCUGCAGGCCAGCAGCGUUCGCGCAUGCUGGCCACUCUGUUCAAAGAUGAACGCUGCCAACAGUUGGCGGCCUAUGGUAUACUGGAAAAAAUGUAUUUGGAUCGCAUUAUUCGAGGAAACCAGCUGCAGGAGUUUGCUGCAAUGCUCAUGCCCCAUCAGAAAGCCACCACAGCAGAUGGAUCCAGCAUCCUGGACAGAGCUGUUAUUGAACACAACUUGCUGUCAGCAAGCAAACUCUACAAUAACAUAACUUUUGAAGAAUUAGGGGCAUUGUUGGAAAUACCUCCAGCAAAGGCUGAGAAAAUUGCUUCUCAAAUGAUUACUGAAGGACGCAUGAAUGGCUUCAUUGAUCAAAUUGAUGGCAUUGUACACUUUGAAACCCGUGAACCUCUUCCCACUUGGGACAAACAGAUACAAUCUCUUUGUUUCCAAGUGAACAACCUGCUAGAGAAGAUCCGACAAGCAGCUCCUGAAUGGGCCACACAAGCAAUGGAGACACAGAUGACUCAGUAAUUCUUUUAAGUAGCUAACUUCAAAUAUCCCCCUUUAUUUGUCGGGCCGAGUGAGAAGAUAUUCUCUAUAUCUGCAAUCCCUGCAUUUUAUAUUGACAGUUACAGUAUGGUCAGUCUUUCAUUUUAUGUGACACACAAAACUUGUGCAUGUGACCUAAUCAAUUUGACACUGUUGUAUGGUUUAAAAGAAUUAGAAUUCAUUAAAUCCCCUGUUGUACUUA
Molecule: messenger RNA, 1501 nt
Organism: Periophthalmus magnuspinnatus
Lineage: Eukaryota; Metazoa; Chordata; Actinopteri; Gobiiformes; Gobiidae
Gene: cops4
Product: COP9 constitutive photomorphogenic homolog subunit 4 (Arabidopsis)
Exons: 10
Coding region: 61-1281 (406 amino acids)
Cellular component (GO): COP9 signalosome; cytosol
Source: RefSeq, a predicted model, not a curated record